CAUGUCCGAACAAUUGAGCAAGGUAGAUUCCGCGCUCGCACCGAGAAACUCCAAGGCAGGUACUAUGACAGCGCUGCGUAUUCACGGCAAAGAAGACCUUCGACUGGAAGAGAUUCAAAGUCCACAAUGUGGAGAUGGUCAGAUCAUGAUCAAACCAGCUUGNACCUCCAUGAAUACAUGGGUGGUCCUUCACUAUGUCCUACGACUCCUCAUCCUAUCACCAACGAGACUGUGCCUCUGACCAUCGGUCACGAAUUUAGCGGCAUCAUUGAAGAGCUAGGACAAGGUGUAUCCGACAAGUAUACACGCGGACAACGAGUCGUCGUACAGCCAAUCAUCUAUUGCGGAGAAUGUGGAUCUUGCAAGGAUGGCAUUCCCAAUUGCUGCGAUAAGAACGGGUUUGUCGGGCUCUCGGGCUGGGGAGGAGGGCUGUACUGUGUAGUACCUGUGCCUGACAACGUAUCCUUGGAGAUAGCCGCGCUUGUGGAGCCACUAGCUGUUGCGUGGCACGCAGUCAACAUGUCUCCAGUCAAAGACUUCAAGAAGGGCCAAUUCGCCCUGAUUCUUGGUGGAGGCCCGAUCGGUCUCUCCGUAAUCCAAGCUCUUCGAGCACAUGGUGAUGGUACCAUCAUCGUUUCGGAAGUCUCUACUAAACGCAAGGCUUUUGCAGAAGAUUUUGGCGCAGACUUCAUCUUGGACCCAACAAAAGACGAUAUUCCGGAGCGGUGCAAAGAGAUUUGCGGAGGCAUUCGAGGUGUGGAUUGCGUGUUCGAUGCGGCAGGUGUUCAAGCUGGACUUGACUCUGCGGUACUCGCGAUGAGGGCUCGAGGCACCUUGGUGAAUAUCGCCAUCUGGGAGAAAGACGCGAGAAUCAUACCGAACCAAUUUGUCUUCCGAGAGAAAACGUACAAGGGUGUCGCUACGUAUGUCCUCGGAGAUUUUGACCAAGUCCUCCAGGCAAUCAGCUCUGGUAGAAUGAAGCCGGAAAAGAUGAUUACGAAAAAGGUCGAGCUCAAAGACGUGAUCGAGGAAGGUUUCUUGACCUUGCUGAAAGACAAAGACAACCACGUCAAGGUUUUGAUCAAGUCCAACGACGUCGAG
Messenger RNA from Aureobasidium uvarum, 1101 nucleotides. NCBI's taxonomy places the organism in Eukaryota, Fungi, Ascomycota, Dothideomycetes, Dothideales, Saccotheciaceae. The record is from the annotation of a GenBank genome assembly.